ACUGUGGAAGAAUUCUUCGUUGCAAUACCGCGUAAAGGAAGUUUCUGAGGAGACCAGAGGAAAAGGAUUUGGAAGCAGAAUCCUUCUUCAAGCCGCCAUUGAAGUCAGGCAUUUCAUCGACAGCCAAGACCAUUGAUCGGAUCGUCUUUAUUGAGAUUUUGAUAUAUUCGUUUCCACCGUUUCAGUUCAGAUUUUCUUUGUUCAAUCCGAUCGGCCGCGAUGAGUUUAUUCUUUGGCAAGCGGAAAACUUCGGCAGAACUCCUCCGGGAAAAUAAGAGGAUGCUGGACAAAUCGAUCAGAGAAAUUGAAAGGGAGAGACAAGGUCUUCAAACACAAGAGAAGAAAUUAAUUGCAGAGAUUAAGAAAAGUGCCAAGCAAGGGCAAAUGGGAGCUGUUAAAGUGAUGGCAAAAGAUCUCGUUAGGACCAGGCACCAGAUUGAAAAAUUCUACAAGCUCAAAUCACAACUUCAGGGCGUAUCCCUUAGAAUUCAGACUUUGAAGUCGACUCAAGCAAUGGGAGAAGCGAUGAAAGGUGUGACAAAGGCAAUGGGACAAAUGAAUCGGCAGAUGAACCUGCCAUCCCUGCAGAAGAUUAUGCAAGAAUUUAUGAAACAGAAUGAAAAAAUGGAACUGAUGACUGAAGUGAUGGAAGAUGCAAUCGAUGACGCUUUGGAAGGGGAUGAGGAAGAGGAAGAGACCGAAGAAUUGGUCAGCCAAGUUCUUGAUGAGAUAGGAAUUAACAUGAACCAAGAGCUCGUGAACGCACCAUUGACUGCUGUUGCUGCACCCGCGACGAAGACAAAGGUUGCACAAGCAGAAGCAACAGGCAACGACGACGGUGGAAUAGACAACGAUCUUCAAGCCCGACUCGACAAUUUAAGGAGAAUGUAAAUGUAAGAUCUUCAUUUCUUGUGUUCCUUUCCAACCUGACCUUAUUAGGGACCAUUUAUUCCACUGCCAUGAUUUUCUGACCUUGUUUUGGCUAUUAUGAAAGACAUAGGAAUUUAAGCUUUUUUUACAGUUACCAUGAGAUCCUUAUGUACCAUCUUCAAAUAUAGCUUACGAAUGUCUUACAUAUUGUGUAUAUAUAUACAUAUAUUGGUUUC
Cucurbita moschata (crookneck pumpkin) is the source of this 1106-nucleotide messenger RNA. Its product is annotated as vacuolar protein sorting-associated protein 2 homolog 1-like. The record is from RefSeq and is a predicted model, not a curated record. The coding region runs from base 220 to 891 and encodes 223 amino acids. NCBI's taxonomy places the organism in Eukaryota, Viridiplantae, Streptophyta, Magnoliopsida, Cucurbitales, Cucurbitaceae. Gene Ontology annotation, cellular component: multivesicular body; ESCRT III complex. The transcript is spliced from 5 exons. Gene Ontology annotation, biological process: endosome transport via multivesicular body sorting pathway; protein transport; late endosome to vacuole transport.